This is a messenger RNA of Micropterus dolomieu (smallmouth bass), 1260 nucleotides long. RefSeq names its product synapse-associated protein 1-like. NCBI's taxonomy places the organism in Eukaryota, Metazoa, Chordata, Actinopteri, Centrarchiformes, Centrarchidae. The coding region runs from base 102 to 365 and encodes 87 amino acids. The transcript is spliced from 3 exons. The record is from RefSeq and is a predicted model, not a curated record.
UUUUUUUUUUUUUUUUUUUUUUUGUAGACAACGUCAGACCAAAAACUCCACCAGUUUCCAUCAGCGACAUACAGAAGACACCUCAAGAAGAAGAGGAGGAGAUGUCGACAAGUCCUGGAGUAUCCGAGUUUGUGAGCGACGCUUUCGACUCGACGGCCAUCAACCAGGAGGACCUGAGGAAAGAGAUGCAGCAGCUGGUGCUGGAUAAGAAGGAGAGCGUCCCCUCUCCUGACGAUGAGUCAGCAGACUGGGAGAAGGAGCUGCAGCAGGAGCUUCAGGAGUACGAGGUGGUGUCCGAGUCAGACAACAAAGACGACCAGUGGGAUCAAGAGAUCGAGAAGAUGCUCCAGGCUGAUGAAAACUAGACAAAGCCCCCGUGUUUGUCUCCUGUACGGUGAUCUGGCCCAGAAUGGAUGACCAGCGAUGCACAAGGGGAUGAACUUCUACAUCCUCUGCCCCACCCAGCUGUGAUUACUGUCAUGUAAACAUUCUCUUGUACCUGAUGAAGAUGUAGAUCCAAUAACAGCAAGAGUGUGUAGCCUCUGCUGGCAACAGUGGUUAUGUUCAGGUGUAUUAGUAAACAGUGCUACUUUAUUGCUCCUUCCUAAAUUGGUUUUAUCAACAUGCUCUCCUCUACUCUGUCUCAUUGUGACGGGGAAAAUCCUCUAGAGGGCACUCCAGUACAAGUACCAUGAAUUUUAUAAUGGAGGAAGGGCCUGUUUGAGUUUUAUCUGUUUCCCCUGCUGCUUUCUGGUGGGUUGUACAGUAAAGUCUUAGUAUAGUUACAGUAGACUCAAAUGUAAAGUUAGAUUUAUGUAAAUAAAGCUGAUUCUAACACUACACUUAACUUCACGUUGCAUUUCCCUUUCAGUACACUUGCUUGUCAUUUUACAUUUUGUAUUGCGUUUUGACAAACCCGUGUGCAUGUCUGCUUUGUUUUGUUUCUCUGCUACUUAAAAUGCUGUACAUUUUCUGUUUUAUCUGUCAUCCUUUCAUAAAUAUGUAUCUGUUUGUUAUGGACAAUAUACAUCAUGUUUAAAUUAGAAACAAAGCCCAGGGUGUCUUAACUUUUAAAAUGAUAAAAUAGUGUUUUUGUGAUUUAAAAAAAAGUAAAAAGUCUUUUUAUGAAGCUGCAAUGUGGCAUAUUUAUGUUUUGUUUGUACCAGUACAAAACAAGCUUCAGAUCCUUGUCUUGUACAUUUAAUUUGAUUCCCCAUGAAGUCCCCACCCAUUGAUGUAGAAUAAACACUAACAAAACAA